ACAGAACAUACGAGAUUAUCUGUCUUUUUCUUUCCUUUUUUUUUAGUCAAUAACAUUUUUUUUUCUUCUUCUCUGCUCCAGGGGGGAAAUUCGAAAGGUGAAACCUUUUGAUCAUCUCCAGGGGGAGCGAUCAAUUACUCUUCUUUCAUCAAUCCGCUGACUCCUUUUGACUCUCCUCGUCUGUCUUUGAUCGUCUCGACGAAUUGGGUUUCGUUCGAUUCGAUCAAAUCCCAGAACUUUUAAAGGUUUCAUUAAAGUGGGUUGCUUGAAGUAAUUAGUUAAUAGAGAAUGUCUUCUCUCAUCUCACAACAAUGGCAGGAGAGGACUAGUGGAUUCUUUUCUUCAUCUGGGACGAAGCUUAGGGAAGCGAGGCAAUCAGCUGGUAGUUUUGUGGGAGAAGUCGCUAAAGAUGCGAAAGUGAACGUUGCUGACGUUGCAGAAAGAGUUGGUUCCUUGUUCAAAAGCAGGUGGGCGAUUCUUCAGCAGCCUGCAACUAGACACGCCGUGCAAGAACAUCUCAUAACAGCUGCUGCCACGACCGGGACACUGGUGAGAAAGGGUAUCACUGAGACUAAAGAGAAGGUUUCCGUUGGAAAGAUCAAAGUGGAAGAGGCGGCGAAAAAGACUGCGCAAAAGAGCAAGACCUUGUUGACAGAUAUCGAAAGAUGGCAGAAGGGAGUUGCCAGCUCAGAUGUGUUUGGUGUUGCCAUUGAGGUCACUGUCCAGAGGCAGGAGUCAAGCAGGCCUAUUCCAUUUAUACUGAUGAAAUGCGCUGAUUAUCUCAUUUUAACCGGACUUAAUACACCGAACUUGUUCAAAACCGAAGGAGACAAAAAGUUGAUACAACAAUUGGUUUCUGCUUACAAUCAAGAUCCAAGCGCGUCGAUUCCUGAAGGCGUGAAUCCAGUUGAUGUAGCCGCACUCAUCAAAUACUAUCUAGCUAGCCUUCCAACACCACUAACUACUUUUGAGCUUUACAACGAAAUCAAAGACGCAAGGUCAAGCGUAACCAGAAUGAGAAAGUCACUCCAGAAGCUUUCCAGUGUGAACUACAAUACACUUGAGUUCAUAACAGCGUUGUUGCUUCGUGUGAGCCAGAAAGCACAACUCAACAAGAUGGAUUCACACAGCCUGGCUAUGGAGAUGGCUCCGGUGAUCAUGUGGCGAGAAGAGAAGAGGCCUGAGUCCUAUAGGGAAUACUGGAGACGCCCAUCGAGGAGUCCUAAGAAGAGCAUUGACUUUGAAACUGCUUCUCCAUGGGACUUGCUCUCAGAUGAAGGAGAAGGUGUGGUAGAUGCAUCUUCAUCGAUCUCUCUGGAUGAUAUUGUUCAAGUUGAUUUUGGUGCGGUCGACGUUGUGCAGUGCCUGAUUGAACAUCACAAUGCUAUUUUCACUGAUGCUGGGGAGACUGUAUGGAGGUGAAGAAAACAACAGUUUUAACUAAUCUUUCUCUGAUGAUUUGAGAUUUCUCAGUUUCUGGACCAACAGCAGAAGAUAUCCUACCAUUUUGAUCUUGAUAAUGAUUUAACUAAGUAAUGGUUUCAGUAAAUAAGCUUCGUUUUCAUUUGGUUAUUCUGUAAAACAUUCAUUGUUGAGACUUUCAGAAGCUGUUCAAAAAUAAGUUUCAUCAUAUAUCAAAAUAAAGCAA
Messenger RNA from Brassica rapa (field mustard), 1648 nucleotides. RefSeq lists its product as uncharacterized. Gene Ontology annotation, biological process: signal transduction. The record is from RefSeq and is a predicted model, not a curated record. Lineage: Eukaryota; Viridiplantae; Streptophyta; Magnoliopsida; Brassicales; Brassicaceae.